AUGACAAUCUCAGAAGCGCAAAAGCCCGUGUCGGUCCUCUUCGUCUGCCUGGGCAACAUCUGUACGUCCCCCCGCUUCGUUUCUACCAUCAUGCUAACAAAAUGUCCAAGGUNNCGCUCGCCAAUGGCCGAGGGCGUGUUCCGUCACAUCACAAACCACACACGACCCAAUGCACACCCCAUGAUCUCCUCCAUCGACUCUUGCGGUACCGGUGCAUACCACGUGGGCGACGAACCCGAUCCACGAACCAUCUCUGUCUUGAACGCCCACAAGAUCACCUCGUCCUUCUACACACACCAAGCCCGCAAAUUCCGCAAUUCUGACUUCAAAGACUUUGACUACAUCUUUGCCAUGGACACCAACAAUGAGGACUAUUUGCUGAACGCAAGAAAGAGAAUGAUCAAANAGGGAGAGGUGACAGAAGAAGAGGCUGGUAAGGUUAUGCUGUUCGGUGUUUGGGGUGGUAAGGGCCAGGAAGAAGUGGAUGACCCCUACUAUGGUGGCUCCAGAGGAUUCGAUAUUGCAUAUGAGCAGGUCGAGAGGUUCUCGAAUGGUUUUGUCAAGAUGUUGGAGGAGCGUGGUUUCGGGAAGAACUGA
This is a messenger RNA of Aureobasidium musti, 597 nucleotides long. The record is from the annotation of a GenBank genome assembly. Lineage: Eukaryota; Fungi; Ascomycota; Dothideomycetes; Dothideales; Saccotheciaceae.